Messenger RNA from Triticum turgidum subsp. durum (durum wheat), 825 nucleotides. Lineage: Eukaryota; Viridiplantae; Streptophyta; Magnoliopsida; Poales; Poaceae. The record is from the annotation of a GenBank genome assembly.
AUGGCUGGGGUCUCUACCAAUGCAGUUGCACUCGUCGCACUCGUCUUCGUUCUUCUCACAUAUGGCUGCUGCGCCCAGUCGCCGCUCAACUACACCGGCUCCUUGGCUAAAGCCUCCAAGGCUAGCUGGUCAUGGCUCCCUGCCAAGGCCACAUGGUACGGCGCGCCUACUGGUGCCGGUCCCGAUGACAACGGUGGUGCUUGCGGCUACAAGCACACUAACCAGUACCCGUUCAUGUCCAUGACUUCCUGCGGCAACGAACCCCUGUUCAAGGACGGCAUGGGCUGCGGCGCCUGCUACCGGAUACGAUGCGUCAAUAACAAGGCCUGCUCCGGCAAGGCGGAGACGGUCAUGAUCACCGACAUGAACUACUACCCAGUCGCCAAGUACCAUUUCGACCUCAGCGGCACGGCGUUCGGCGCCAUGGCGAAGCCUGGCCAGAACGACAAGCUCCGCCACGCCGGCAUUAUCGACAUCCAGUUCCAAAGGGUGCCAUGCAAUCAUCUGGGAUUGAACAUGAACUUCCACGUCGAGCGGGGCUCCAACCCCAACUACCUCGCCGUGCUGGUGGAGUUCGCGAACCGGGAGGGCACCGUGGUGCAGAUGGACAUCAUGGAGUCAAGGAACGGCCGCCCGACGGGGUACUGGACGGCGAUGCGCCAUUCGUGGGGCGCCAUCUGGCGGAUGGACUCCAGCCGCCGGCUGCAGGGCCCCUUCUCUCUCCGCAUCCGCAGCGAAUCCGGCAAGACGCUGGUGGCCAAACAAGUCAUCCCGGCCAACUGGAAGCCCGACACAAACUACCGUUCCAACGUCCAGUUCCGUUGA